AAAAAAAAAAAUAUAUAUAUAUAAUUCAGCAAUGUAAAUAACAUGAAUGUUUUGGGUAGGGCACAAGUGGACCACAUUUCCCAUGUUGCCUUUCGGUCGUGACGAACAGACCGGGAGGAGCUGUCGUUUUUUUACUCUCCAUAUUUUUUAUUUACCAUAUUUAUUUAUUUAUUUGAUCGUCGGGAGCAGGCUCGGAGUGUGGUGGCGUCGGGGUGACGAGCUGCUCUGGACUGGGACAGAUAUUAAUAUAAUACUCCUGCACGCGCAGCGGAGCAGCACAAUAGAGAGAGCGAACAAAGACGCGCUCGUCCGCCUGCGCUGUUUCUCUUUCAGUUCAGCCGAGCGCUGGGAGACUGGCCUGCGCUCACAGGUGAGGAUCUCUGGCCGUGUGGAGCAUCAGAGGGGCUGAGGGAUCGUGAUCUCUGAGUCUGGGCUUUAAUCGAGACUCUCAUGUAAAGCUGCGAUACAACAGGAACAAGGAAGCUGUCUCAUUGUGUGCAUCUGUCGCGAGAACACAUCAGUCUGAUGCUCGAUCCAGCAGCAUGCGCCUCCACUCGAGCAGCUGAAUGCGGAGGGGAUGUCUGGCAGUAAGGCUCUGGGGGGUGCGCGGCGGCGGCGGACACGGUGCCGGCGCUGUCAGGCCUGUCUGCGGACCGAGUGUGGAGAGUGUCACUUCUGUAAGGACAUGAAGAAGUUCGGCGGGCCGGGCCGGAUGAAGCAGUCCUGUCUGCUCCGCCAGUGCACUGCGCCCGUGUUACCGCACACAGCCGUGUGUUUCGCGUGUGGUGAAGCAGGGAAGGAGGACACGGUGGAGUCGGAGGAGGAGAAGUUCAGCCUCUCGCUCAUGGAGUGCACCAUCUGUAACGAGAUCAUCCACCCCAGCUGUCUGAAGAUGGCCAAGUCUGAAGGCAUUAUUAAUGAUGAGAUCCCAAACUGCUGGGAAUGUCCAAAGUGCCACAAGGAAGGAAAGACCAGUAAGGAUCCAGGAGAUGGUUCAGGGAAGAGGCGCAUGGACAAUGGGGAGGUGAGCCGCUGGAAGCUGACGGAUGAGCCUCCACCCAGUAAGAAGAAGAGCAUGUCCCUGGACGACUCGGCCCGGCCGGACGGAGCCAAGCGCAGGAAGGACAAGGAGCUUCCUCAGGAGAGCGGCUCCAGAAAGAAGAUCAAAGGUGCCCGUGAUAAACACCUGAAAAAGAAAGCCAAACCCAACUCCUCAGAUUCUUCUGAAGCGAACGGGCCCAACUCUUCGCUGGCUGGUGGACACAGCUCUGCUGGAGGCUCUGGUGCGGCGCAGCCCUCGGCCCCGAGCCAGGACCAGCGCUCGCAUCAACGUGAGAAGCUCGAGCGCUUCAAACGCAUGUGUCAGCUACUGGAGCGAGUGCGCGACUCCAGCUCCUCGUCCUCCUCCAGCUCAGAAAGCGACUCAGAAUCGGAUUCAGACUCGCCAUCUCCUGUCGCCGCCUCAGAAGCUUCCUCUCCAGCAGCUGGAUACGGCAACAGCAACAUCCGCGAGCGAGAGCGAAGCCGCCGUCUGGCAGAGCUGGGCUUCAGUGCCAGUGAGGAUUCUGAUGGCGAGAGCGUAGCAGCAGACCAUGAGCAGGACAGCGUGGACGAGCCGCAGCCACAGCGCCGCAGAGGAGACGUGAGUAGCAGGCUGCGCAGAGCGGUCUUGGACACUGAAGCAGAUGAGGAUGAGGACAGGGCAGGGGAUCGGGGUCAGCCGUCCUCACCGCUGUCAGCUACUCAGCUGCCACCCUUCGGACAUGGACAUUUGGCGGGACCCGAAGGCCUGUCCUCAUCCAAGCGCACUAACGGACAGGACACACGCAACGGCCGCACACGGGUGGCUGGCAGAGAGAUGCAAGAGAAGGAGAACUCCAACAGCAGUACUGUAACCAAUCACCGGCACACCCCCGGAAAGGCUGUCCGUGGGAGCAAAAUCCGAGGAGGAAGCCGGCAGAACAUUUCCUCAAAUAAGAGCACAGGUACAGCAGCAGCUGGCUCUGGUACUGCGAACGGCAACACUGCCACCUGUAACCCGGUCAGCAUCUCUCUGGCUCCACAUCGCUCGCAGCAGUCGCGCUCACAACUGGUGAAGAGGAGUGCUGUGGCUGUGCCCUCGUCGCCGCGGCCCCUGCAGAUGGAGCGGCACCUUGUGCGACCGCCGCCGGCCUGUCCCGAGCCACACUGCCUGCCGCUGGACAGCGGCGCGUCUCACGUGCUGCCGAGGGAGGUCUGGCUCCGUGUCUUCCAGCAUCUCAGUCAGCGGCAGCUGUGUGUCUGCAUGCGUGUGUGCCGCACCUGGAGCCGUUGGUGCUGUGAUCACAGGUUAUGGACUCAGAUCGAUCUGAGCCACCAGCGCUCCAUCACUCCUCCCAUGCUGAGCAGUAUAAUCCGUCGACAGCCCGUGUCUCUCAACCUGGGCUACACCAACAUCUCCAAGAAACAGCUCAUGUGGCUCAUUAACCGUCUGCAAGGGCUGCUGGAGCUGAACGUGGCGGGCUGCUCGUGGGCCUCGGUCUCGGCGCUCUGUCAGUCUGUGUGUCCCUGUCUGCGGCUGCUGGACCUCAGCUGGGUGGAGGAUCUGAAGGACUCACAUCUGAGAGAGCUGCUGGCCCCGCCGACCAACGACACACGCUCAGCUCACGGAGAGAACCGCGGCGGACGCUUCCAGAACGUGACAGAGCUGCGUCUGGUGGGCCUGGAGGUGACGGACGCCGUGUCUCGUCUGCUAGUGCGCUAUCUUCCUCACCUGAGCAAGCUGGACCUCAGCCAGUGCUGCCACAUCACAGACCAGAGCAUCCACACGCUGACCUCUGCCCUGUCCCCGCUGCGAGAGAGCCUCACACACGUCAGCCUGGCAGGCUGUGUGAAGGUGACGGAGCAGUGUCUUCCUCUGUUGCGUCGCUGUACUUCGCUGCAGACGGUGGACCUGCGCUCCUGCAGUCUCCUCGCUCCAGACGUCUGUCAGCUGCACUGCUUCCCCUCGGCCCCAGACAGACUCCUGCUCAAGAACAGCUAGACCCCUGCCACCAUCAACACUACCACAACACAGAGUCAGAGGAAAGAACAUUGUACAUCAGAGACUCUUUGCUGUUUUUUUGUUCUCUCUUUAUUUCUGGAUCAACCGUUUGUGAAUGGAGACAUCAAUUCCACAUAGAUAUUCCCUACCAGUAAUGAGUGUGUGUACAGAUUAGUAGUUGACUGUAAAUGACCCCUGACCCCAGCUCAGCUCUGUGCCUGCUGGGAACACUGACUCUAUCUCAAACACAGUCAUGUCAGUCAGGAGAGUUUGGGACCAUUGAGAGUUGUUCUGCAUUAUGACUGUAUGAUGUCAUUCCCCGUCAGCACAUUUAACCCCAGGUCCCUAUCAAUCUCCAACAUUUCACAUUAGAUUUGAGUCCUCUCUGACUGUCACGAGGUUCGGAGUCAGGAGGAAAAGUGCUUGAAAAUCUUUCUGGUCCUAAAAUCAGGCUUGACUUUGAUUUUGGGGCGAGGUGUCCCAGACGUGUUUUGCGUGCUCCUUGAGACUCGCUGACCGUGGAGGAUCAGUUUUCGGGGUGUGAACAGUGUUUAGGGUUGGGUGAUGCCCUUCUCUUCACCGUCCUCUGUCCUUGCCCUCUUCAUUGCUACGCUUCACGCUAGGCUUGAGAAGCUGCUCUGAGUCUGGCUGUAGAUUCCUGCAGGGCUGGGAAGGUUUCACAGAGCUACGCUAACGCUAGUCACAUAUCACUUGGAUUGGUUUGCUGUCGUUCGGUCAGAUCGUUAAAGCUGCUCACCUUUAAACCCAGCAUGGUCCGAGCUCAGAUAUGGAGAAAAGUCUCUCGGUUAGAAAACAGUGAAGAAAAAUGCUUUGUGGCCAAUUAAUUGAAAAGGUAUUAGAGAAUGAAAGAGGUGGUCUUUAAAUCCAUAUUCGGUGUUCUCACUCAAAAGACUACCCACACAUACUCUGCACACGCAUUCUUCCAUCUGAGCCGCUUCUCACCUGCCCUUCUGGUUCUCGGAGCAGGAAGGGUCUCGUGGGAAGCCCCUCACAUGUUCUGGACUGAUGUCACCAUCAUCAGUUGCAUCUUCUCUGUUGAACUAAUGAACGAGCCCUUACCAGGGAACCUCCAAAACAAUCUUUCAGCUGCUUCCUCCCAGAAUACGAUGCAUGUCGACACCUUUCACUGACUGUAUUCCUUGCACACUUUUAUUCAGUAUUGGGUCCAAUACUUGGCAGUUUAAAGUGUUUGAUGGCAGUACACAAACGGCGUCCCCUAAAAAUGACCAUGACAAUGUAGAUGCUACGUUUUCUGUUGUUGUUGUUCAGUGCAGUUUGCAUUUUAAAGACAUUCUUGCACAUUGGGAUAUACCUGUGUGCGGUUUAUAGUUACAUAUCGAACAGAGUUGGUGAUCAUCAGUUGGCAGUUUUUCUGGAUUUGGCAUGAAGAAAUCAAGUUGGAGAACUUGACGUCAAUACGGUUCAUCUUCCAUCCGACCAUGUUUUUUGCAGGUUCAUAGCCCACCAAACUGAAUUGCCAUGUAUGAACCAAACAUUCACCCUGUUGAAUGCACAGGGCUGAAACCAUGUUAUUGUAAUAUCUUGCCAAAAUUUCCUGUUUUGGGUGUUCAUAUAUAAAUAUAUAUAUUUCUUCCUUUGCAUUGAUCCAUGUGAUAGAAUAUGUGAAACAAUAGGGAAAAAGAAAAACAAGGCAGCUACUGUACUGUAAGAGUGACUACUGUAAAAUGUCUUAUUAAAUAAAGACAAUGGGGGUUGUUUUUAUGUA
Carassius gibelio (silver crucian carp) is the source of this 4769-nucleotide messenger RNA. RefSeq names its product F-box/LRR-repeat protein 19. The coding region runs from base 578 to 3022 and encodes 814 amino acids. The record is from RefSeq and is a predicted model, not a curated record. Gene Ontology annotation, biological process: regulation of transcription by RNA polymerase II; protein demethylation. The transcript is spliced from 11 exons. Gene Ontology annotation, molecular function: transcription coregulator activity; protein binding; zinc ion binding. NCBI's taxonomy places the organism in Eukaryota, Metazoa, Chordata, Actinopteri, Cypriniformes, Cyprinidae.